CCUCCCUAUAAGAACCACCUCACCUCACCUCAGAUCCCAUCCCCCACAACCAUCCGUCAACACAGCAAGCAACCUCAGCCACACCGCAACUUCUUCAUCAUCACCAUCAACAGCAACACCAAGAAGCGGAUCGAGGAGCAAACAGAGAGAGAUGGCCAUGGCAGCGUCCGCGGAGAGCAAGAGCCGGAGGUUCGCGCUGGCGUGCGGCGUGCUCAGCCAGUACGUCAAGGCGGAGCAGAAGCUGUCGCAGUCGGCGGCUGCCCCGCGCGCGCCUGUCACCACGACGCUCAGCCUCAUGCCCGGCGCGGACGUCGCACAGGAGCAGGAGCAGGCAUCGACGACGGAGCAGGCGCAGGCGCCGCUGACCAUCUUCUACGGCGGCCGGAUGGUCGUGUUCGAGGACUUCCCGGCCGAGAAGGCGGCCGAGGUGAUGCGCAUGGCCGCCACCGCCGGCGCCGCUCCUGCCCCAGUCUCUGUGGCCCCGGCGCUCGGCGCGGACAUGCCCAUCAUGCGCAAGGCCUCGCUGCAGCGCUUCUUCGAGAAGCGCAAGGACCGCCUCGGCGCGCGCCAGGCGGCGGCGCCCUACGCCCGGCCCGCGGCUGCCGCGGCCAAGGACUCAUCGGACAAGUCGUCCUCUGCAUCCUCCUCCUCGUGGCUCGGGCUGGCCAGCACGGAGGACGCCCGCCUCGCCUUCGCCCUCUGAAUUAAGCCUGAUCCUUGUAGAGCACCGCUUUUCUAAUGUAUUAUUCUUUGGAGGGAAUGGAUGAUUAAGAUUGGAACCAUCAUCAUAAUUAAGCUAAGCUUCUUUUUUGUUUGCUUGACAAA
Molecule: messenger RNA, 825 nt
Organism: Lolium rigidum
Lineage: Eukaryota; Viridiplantae; Streptophyta; Magnoliopsida; Poales; Poaceae
Product: protein TIFY 11b-like
Exons: 1
Coding region: 152-703 (183 amino acids)
Biological process (GO): regulation of defense response; regulation of jasmonic acid mediated signaling pathway; response to wounding
Cellular component (GO): nucleus
Source: RefSeq, a predicted model, not a curated record